Messenger RNA from Aspergillus nomiae NRRL 13137, 738 nucleotides. RefSeq lists its product as uncharacterized. The transcript is spliced from 2 exons. The record is from RefSeq and is a predicted model, not a curated record. The coding region runs from base 1 to 738 and encodes 245 amino acids. Lineage: Eukaryota; Fungi; Ascomycota; Eurotiomycetes; Eurotiales; Aspergillaceae.
AUGGAACAAGUCCAACAGGAUAAUCAAUACCAGCUUUUACUUGAACUAUUCCUGUCAGAAGAAACGUUAGAUGUCAAACUCACCAGCGACUCUUCUAUCAUCGACCCCGAGCAAGUAGUACACCAAGAGCCCGUGUUGAAAAGAUUUGUUGGUUACGAAGAUAAGAUUAAGCAACCUGAGUUCAUCGGCAAGGGCCAACAGGGCUUUGUUUUCAAGUUUAAGCACAAUGAACGAGAUCUUUGCCUGAAGUUGUUUUAUGAAUACACUGCACCAUAUAGUGAAGAAGAAGUAGCUUUUAUCAGCCCAUUCGGGUGUGAAGCGCGUGCAUUCGCUCGUCUAUGCGACCUGCACGAAAAUGGCCGUUGGGCAGUGCAGUGUCAUGGAUGGAUGUAUUUAACGGACUCCCAACUUCACCAGCUUCGGGAAGUAAGCGGGCCAGUGAGGAAUGAUCCGAAUUGGUAUCGGGCCCACUGGGCUAUUGUGAAGGAUUUUAUUGCUGAUGAGCCACCGAGCCGUCACGAUAAGAAAUUUCAAAAUAUUCUUACCAAUUUCUAUAUUCCAAAACGCGGCCAUAUCCUGCCCCGCGACGUUAAAAAGGACAAUUAUAGAGGGGACCGGAUUGUCGAUCUAGGAUGUACGAUUACCUUCCCUUUCUCUCGUCGUUAUGCGCGCUCGAAGCAAUUCUUUGACUUCUUCAACGACCUGGACAAACAUCAAUUAUGUCGAUGGGAUAUGUAG